CAGAAACUUCAGGUGCAAAACCAAAAGAUUUCACAGCUGUCGCUCAUUGUUAAACCACACCAGUUGUUUUACUGCAGUAAAAACAAAUGUCACGUCAGAUUCACUUUGCAAUAGUUUGAAAGUAUUUCCGAUGCGGCCAUGAUGCGCGCGACACUCAUCGCUGUGUUUCUGGUGUUCGCCUGUGUCCUGCAGCAACUCGUGCAGGUGAACAGCCUGAGAAACAGAGACAGAAAAGCACAGGCAGACGGGAAGAGGAGAGGACGAGCUCAACGCACUGACGGCUCUCCGAAAGGCAGAUUCUCGCUGAAGGACGGAGCGCGCUGCUCGUGGUCUUCGGCGCGCGACGGCGACGCGUUUGUUUUGGGAAUCACCUGCAAAACUAGAGAGGAGACUUUCGGCUGUGAAUAUGUCGCGAAGCCCACCGCUUGUCAACAGUACGCAUCCAAUAACAAAUUAUACUGGAAACAGAUCGGCCACUCGCUGACAAAGCAGAAGAGAUUGUGUCGCGACUCUAGAGCGCUGGUCAGAGCCGGUGUGUGCAGAAGCGCGCCCGCGGAAGCGCACUUCAAACUGAGGGAGGCGCGCGCGAUCUCCAGAGUCCCGUUAACGGGGAAUAAUCUCUGUCCUGACCGGAUCGAGAGGCUGAGAGUGGCCGAGGAAUACUGUAGCAGCUCGUGGUCUUCACUCUGUACUUUUCUCUUCUUGAUGCUGGAAAAUGAUGAAUGCUCAUGACUGACUUUUUAAAAACAAACCUUUUUUAUAUUCCCUUGAUGAGUCGAUUUGUAUGUAUUUAUGAUUUUGUCAUGAAUCAAUUC
This is a messenger RNA of Danio aesculapii, 815 nucleotides long. It is a transcript of the gene fgfbp1a, whose product is annotated as fibroblast growth factor binding protein 1a. Gene Ontology annotation, molecular function: growth factor binding. Gene Ontology annotation, biological process: cell-cell signaling. The transcript has a single exon. The record is from RefSeq and is a predicted model, not a curated record. Bases 139 to 732 code for a protein of 197 amino acids. NCBI's taxonomy places the organism in Eukaryota, Metazoa, Chordata, Actinopteri, Cypriniformes, Danionidae.